Molecule: messenger RNA, 2486 nt
Organism: Chroicocephalus ridibundus (black-headed gull)
Lineage: Eukaryota; Metazoa; Chordata; Aves; Charadriiformes; Laridae
Product: acyl-coenzyme A synthetase ACSM4, mitochondrial-like
Exons: 18
Coding region: 606-2459 (617 amino acids)
Biological process (GO): acyl-CoA metabolic process; fatty acid biosynthetic process
Cellular component (GO): mitochondrial matrix
Molecular function (GO): fatty-acyl-CoA synthase activity; fatty acid ligase activity
Source: RefSeq, a predicted model, not a curated record
GACCCAGAGUAACGAUGGAAUCUCAAUAUGAGUGUUGCAUUGGGCUGCUCGAAGUAGAUAGGGAGUGCCCUGAGAGAGCAUCCAGGAGGAGCUGAAACAGCCGCUGUCAGCAGCCCAGACCCCACUGGAGGAGAAACAAGUUGGGAGUUUGUUCAACAACUACCAAAGAUGAUAUCUGGGAAAAUCCAAAGGAAGAAACUAAGGAACAAAGAGUGGGGAAGAGCUUAGCUUUGCUGCUGAUGAGAACAUGCUCAUCCUGGACUGCUUUUCUGCCUUCUGGCAUCCUGUUCUCUAUCAGUCUUAAGAGUGAUUGUGCCUUUCUUCAGAAGGUAAUUGGAGAAAUGAAACCUGUGCUCUCAGGGGGAAAUAAUCCCCACCACGGAAGGUGACGUGUGAUACUAAUGAAGGGCUACAACCGCUCAGAGAACUGGAACGAGCCAGGAGGAGGCAGUACUCGCCAAUUAAGUACUAGGCAAGAUACAUGAGGAGGAGUGGAAAGAAGUCUCACCUGAUCACAAAUAACAUCUCCAGGAGGGAAAUAAUAAUCAAAAAAUAGUUCUGAUGGUUAUCAUCUCCAAAAUCCCACAUAUAUCUGCUUUUGCGACAUGAAGAUUUUACUUGAAUUUCAAGUGUUGCGGUCCCCAUGGAGCAUCCAGACACUCUGCAGAUUAUUCCACCAGUAUCACAACACUUUUGCACCUUUAAAUUUCUCCGAUUAUGAAGCUAUCAGUCGUUGUGAACAGGAAGUACCUGAGUACUUUAAUUUUGCAAGUGAUGUGCUGGACAAGUGGUCUCAAAUAGAAAAGAGAAAGGAGAGACAAUUUGCUAUAGCAUCAGAGGGGAUGUGGUGCUCUGUCUCUGUGACUCUGAUUCAUCAGUGUGUGCCGUGCUGGGAACGAAAGGGACCAUCAAACCCAGCUCUUUGGUGGAUAAAUGGGAAAGGAGAUGAAAUGAAAUGGAGCUUUGAAGAGCUGGGCUUCCUGUCCCAAAAAGUGGCCAACAUGCUCUCUGGCCCGUGUGGCCUGCAAAGAGGAGACCGAGUUUUAGUGAUUCUACCCCGAAUUCCAGAGUGGUGGCUGCUGAACGUGGCUUGUAUGCGAACAGGUGUUAUAAUCAUCCCAGGGACAACACAACUGACAGCACAAGACAUUUGCUAUAGAUUGCUGGCUUCCAGGGCUAAGUGCAUUAUUACAACAGAUACGCUUGCACCUGCAGUGGACUCAGUUGCAUCCAAGUGCCAGUUUCUGAAAACGAAGCUAAUUGUAUCAGAAAGCGGCAGGGCUGAGUGGCUGAACUUCAGCAGUUUGCUCAAGGCUGCCCCCGCUGUCCAUACCUGCGUGAAGACAAAAAGCCAGGAUCCAAUGACAAUCUAUUUUACCAGUGGCACCACGGGCUCUCCCAAAAUGGUUGAACAUUCCUAUGGCAGCUUUGGCCUGGGUUUUUUUCUCUGUGGAAGAUACUGGAUGAAUUUGACUCCCUCAGACAUCAUGUGGAACGUGUCAGAUACUGCUUGGGUAAAGGCAGCUAUUGGGAGCAUUUUUGGUCCGUGGUUCCAGGGCACGUGUGUUUUUGUACAUGCCAUGCCACAGUUUGAUCCAAGAGCAAUCUUAAAUACCUUGUGCAGAUACCCAGUGACCACUCUGUGCAGUGCCCCAACUGCCUACCGCAUGCUGGUGCAGCAUGACCUCACCAGGUAUGCAUUCAAGACGCUGAAGCACUGUGUGACCGGAGGGGAACCACUCAACUCAGAAGUGAUGGCACAGUGGAAAAGCCAAACAGGACUGACUAUCUAUGAAGGCUACGGCCAAACCGAAAUUGGAAUGAUAUGUGCGAAUAUGAAAGGAAUGAAAAUUAAGCCAGGUUCCUUGGGAAAGGCAGCUCCCCCCUACGAUGUUCAGAUUAUAGAUGAAAAUGGCAGUGUUCUGCCUCCUGGGAAAGAAGGAGACAUUGCUGUCAAAAUGGAUGCCAAGCGGCCAUUUAUGUUUUUCACUCGAUACGUGGAUGAUCCAGUGAAAACUGCUUCCACAAUCCGUGGGAACUUCUAUAUCACAGGAGACAGAGGAAGCAUGGAUGAGGAUGGAUACAUAUGGUUUAUGGGGAGAUCUGAUGAUGUCAUCAUCUCCUCUGGGUAUCGUAUCGGACCAUUUGAAAUAGAGAGUGCCCUGAUACAGCACCCAGCUGUCGUUGAGUCAGCUGUCGUCAGCAGCCCAGAUCCCAUCAGAGGAGAGGUGGUAAAAGCUUUUGUGGUCUUGUCUCCUUCCUUUAAGUCACAAGAUCCAAAGAAACUGGCCUGUGAAUUGCAAGAUCAUGUCAAGAAAGUCACUGCUCCAUACAAGUACCCCAGAAAGAUUGAAUUUGUCCAGCAGCUGCCAAAGACAAUCACUGGGAAAAUCAGACGGAAUGAACUGAGGAACAAGGAGUGGGGACUUAGUUUUGAUAAGCAAUCUAAAAAAGCCUAACCCUAUCAAUUUCAUUCAUAAUGGAGC